UGAACAGAUAACCACCAUACUAAAGAAUUUAACUGUUGGUGUUGUCCCUCUAAAUUUGCGGUCUAAAACCAAGAUUUCGUCUAAGUACUGGGGAUGGUGUGCGCCUGAAGAAGAAACAGUAAUUUUUAUUGAUGGAGAAUUUCUCACUGGAGUCCUUGAUAAAUCACAAAUUGGAGAUUCUGCGUUUGGAUUGGUUCAUUCAUGUUAUGAAUUAUAUUCUGCUAAUGUUACUGGUCAGUUUCUUAGUGUUAUGGGCCGCUUAUUUACAAUCUAUAUGCAACGAUACGGAUUUUCGUGUCGUAUGGACGAUUUGAGAUUGACACCAGAAGGCGACCAAGAACGAAAGGAAUUAAUGAAUGAUAAUAUGGACCUGGGCAGAAUUGCCGCCUUUGAUUAUGUUGGACUAGGCAAUUCUGUCGAGAACACAGAUUUACCAAGUGUAGAUAAAGAAUUUAAAAGUAUGAUGGAAGAAGUAUUUCGUGAUAGUGAAAAACAUCAAGGCUUAGACGCUAUCAUGAAAUCGCGUGUAAAUAAAUUGACCUCGUCAAUUAUUUCAAAUUGUAUACCAACGAAACUG
Ambispora leptoticha is the source of this 577-nucleotide messenger RNA. Lineage: Eukaryota; Fungi; Glomeromycota; Glomeromycetes; Archaeosporales; Ambisporaceae. The record is from the annotation of a GenBank genome assembly.